This is a messenger RNA of Austrofundulus limnaeus, 3109 nucleotides long. RefSeq names its product cyclic nucleotide-gated channel cone photoreceptor subunit alpha. Gene Ontology annotation, molecular function: protein-containing complex binding; intracellularly cGMP-activated cation channel activity; intracellularly cAMP-activated cation channel activity. The transcript has 7 exons. Gene Ontology annotation, biological process: monoatomic cation transmembrane transport. Lineage: Eukaryota; Metazoa; Chordata; Actinopteri; Cyprinodontiformes; Rivulidae. Gene Ontology annotation, cellular component: plasma membrane; intracellular cyclic nucleotide activated cation channel complex. The coding region runs from base 355 to 2085 and encodes 576 amino acids. The record is from RefSeq and is a predicted model, not a curated record.
CCUCUGUCGGUGGAUGAACACAAGCAGCUCCUCCAGCAGCAGAGGAAGAUCCUGGUUCUGUGUCAGAGGACAAACAUGAUCUGGGACCUCCUGGUCUAAUGGAUGAGAAGAAUUAAUUGCUAAUUGGGAGCUGGUAUGACUUCAUCUUCAUCACUCAUAUUCAGUGAUGGACACUAAGAAUCAAUGUCUUUAUUUGGGAUUGGACUUCUGUCCAGGUGAGACCCACAUCAGGAGCUCAGGACUGUUCAGUUUAACCUCUCUGGUCUGCUGAUGGUCCUUUGACCAAAGGUGUGUGGGUUACUCAGAGAGCAGCAGCACCAGUCCAGGAGAGUCUGGACCAGGACAGCCAGCAGCAUGGGGAGCAGGGAUAAUCAGCGGCGUAAGGCCUCACACAACAUGAACAACUCCAACAACAAUGACGGAAAGAAAGAUGACAAGAAAGAUGAGAAGAAAGAUGACAAGAAGGACGACAAAAAAGACGGAAAGAAGGAUGACAAGAAGGAUGAUAAGAAAGAAGAGCCGAAGGAGGUCUGGAUCAUGGAUCCUGCCACAGAUCUGUACUACUUCUGGCUCUACACCAUAUCAGUCUUUGUGUUUUACAACCUGAACUUUCUGGUGGCGAGAUCUUGUUUUAAUGAACUGCAGUCCACAUACUUAACUCUGUGGAUGGUUCUGGACUACAGCUCAGACCUCAUGUACUGCGCAGACAUAUUUGUUCGAGCCAGGACAGGGUUUCUGGAACAAGGCCUGCUGGUAAAGGAUGCAAAGGUCCUGAAAGAGGCCUACAUGAAGACUCGUCAGUUUAAACUCGACAUCUUGUCCGUUGUUCCUACAGACAUUGUGUUCCUUAAAAUUGGAAUCAACAACCCUGAGUGGAGAUUCAACCGUCUCCUCAGGCUGGCACGGCUCUUUGAGUUCUUUGAUCGAACUGAAACGAGAACCAACUUUCCAAACAUUUUUCGGAUUGCUAACCUCGUCCUGUACAUCAUCAUCAUCAUCCACUGGAACGCCUGCCUGUACUUUGCCAUCUCCAAGGUGCUCGGCUGCGGCUCGGAUACGUGGGUUUAUCCGGACAUCAAAAAACCUGUGAACGCUGCCCUGUUCAGGCAGUACAUCUAUUGCUUCUGGUGGUCCACGCUCACCUUGACCACGAUUGGUGAGACCCCACCUCCAGUCAGGGACAUAGAGUACUUUUUUGUUGUAGCCGACUUCCUGACUGGAGUCCUGAUCUUUGCAACGAUUGUAGGAAACGUUGGUGCCAUGAUCUCCAACAUGAGUGCCGCACGCGUUGAGUUCCAGGCAAAGAUCGACUCCAUUAAGCAGUACAUGCAGUUCCGGAAGGUCACCAAGGACCUGGAGCUCCGGGUGGUGAAGUGGUUCGACUACUUGUGGACUGAGGGGAAGAACUGCGAUGAGAAGCAGGUGUUGAAGAACCUGCCCGACAAGCUGAAGGCAGAGAUAGCCAUCAAUGUACACCUGGAGACACUGAGGAAAGUACGCAUCUUUCAGGACUGCGAGGCGGGUCUGCUUGUGGAGCUGGUCCUGAAGCUGCAGCCUCAGGUCUUCAGUCCCGGGGACUACAUUUGUAAAAAAGGUGACAUYGGCAGGGAGAUGUACAUCAUCAAAGGAGGAAAGCUGGCCGUGGUGGCAGAUGACGGGAUCACGCAGUUUGUGGUGCUCAGCGACGGUGCUUAUUUUGGAGAGAUCAGCAUCCUGGGGAUCAAAGGCAGCAAGGCGGGAAACCGAAGGACGGCCAACAUCCGUAGUGUUGGCUACUCCGAYCUGUUUGCUCUCUCCAAGGACGAUCUGAUGGAGGUACUGAUCGAGUACCCUGAUGCUAAGUAUGCCCUGGAGGAGAAGGGCAGGUCUAUCCUGAUGAAGGACAACCUCAUAGAUGAGUCUCUGAUGGCCGCUGUAGAUGCCAAAGACCUGGAGAACAAAGUCAAUCAGAUCGAGCACUGCGUGGACGUCAUGACGAACAAGUUCAAAAAACUGGAGAGCCACUAUGAAUCCUUUCAACGCAAACUCAAACAGCGGCUCUGUAAUUUAUCCAACGAGGUCCGGAUCCUGCGAGACGAUGACUGAAGCCUUCUAUCCAGACUCAGAAAACCUACCAGGAUCAGGACACCUCUUCUUUUGGACCAAACUUAUUAGAUUAGUUUUUAUUAUCAAACAAAAUUAAAUAAAGUUGUGUUUAAGGUUGUCAGUCGUUUCUCUGCAGUAGACUUCAUGAAGUUGAUGUUGGUCAACAUGAAACAAGUUCAGGUCAAACCUUAAAAACAAUACUCCCGAUCUCACGAUCCAAUGAUCUUUUCUCAUAUUUCUUAUYGUCUUAGAACUUGGUCCCAGACAACAGCAAAUGUGUUAAAAUCCACCAGGUCUCUCUUAAAAAAGACAAAGUUCUUGACAGACAACCUUAUCAUGUUCAUUACUGUAAAAUCAUUGAUAAAUACAAGAUCAUGGACUUUGAAAAUCAUCAAAGAUUCAGUGAUUUAAGUUGUUUGUAGGGUCUUAAAUGGACGAGCUCCUCUACCUUUAAAUGAUUUUAUUCACAAAUAUACAUCCAGAAUGAAUACUGUGUCUCAAACUUAAGGGGACUGUGUUGUUGCAAAGCAGAGAACUGAGUUUUGUCAAAAGGUGACGUCUAUCAGAGGAACACUUAACUAUCUCCAAGUUAUUCCAUUUUUUAAAAGAAACUUAAAGUUUGGCUAAAAAAAUACAGUCAUUCUCCUUUAACAUAAUUUAACUGUGUACCUUGUAGACUGAGGAGUUUGUGUUUGUUGGACUGUUGAAUUUUGUCUGUUUUGUGCACUUGUUUUAUGAAUCGUUACCUUUUUAUCUGCUCAGGACUAUCGAUGAAAUUUAACUGUUGUGCUAAUUCAAGCACAUUUAUAUUCACAGAAUAUUGAUUGUCCUUUUAAAUAAAUCAAUGAAAUUUGAUUUUGUGCUAUUUCUGAAAUUUUGCCAACAGGCAAACUGGACUAAAAGGAUCUGUUUUUCUGUGGACAAGUACUGCCACCUGCUGGAUUUUUAAGAAAACUACAGGUUCAGCAAUAUGAAAAAAACUUUUGUUUCACCAUUGGUUUAAUAAAAUGCUGAAAUGUUGAAA